UGGGUAGCAAUUGCGAUGACCAGCACGACCGUCCAAAAGGCGCUGAGACUCUUCGACGACGACAGCGACGACGAAGAAGUGGAAGCAGCGGUGCCCUCUGCAGAUGUGCACUUGGAAUUCACGACGUCCGUCUCAGUGAGCACUUCGUCCAACGUAGACAUGUCGUCACAGUACCAGCCCGCGCUGUGGACCCACUUGCCACCCGAUUUCUUCGGUCCAAUGGAAUAUCGAGCAAACGCAGACGAGUUUGGGGGCGGACGGGGGUAUUACGCCGCGGAAGACGUCCCGGCGGGAACACUAUUGCUUCGCGAACGCGCGUAUGUGUUGUGGCCGGACGUGGACGACCGAUCAGCCUUGCUCUUAGCAACCGUGGAACAGAUCUUGCAAUCCGAAGAUGCUGAUGAAAUCGCAUCCAACAUGGCGCCGCUCCAUCCCGUGGUUCUGGAAGACUUGCCCAAGACCCUGCUUGACGCCGCACACGAAGAAUAUGACGACUCGUUGACCCAACUCCUCACGCAGUAUGGGCGUAUCAACGGCACCGACGACGACGCAACAUUGCGCCGAUGGCUCCAGGUCGUGUUGGGAAUGCAGUGCAACGCGUUCACGAGCGGCGUCUUUCUUCACACAGCUAUGUUCAACCACGAUUGCAACCCAAACUGCGUCAAGUUUAGUCCAGAAUCGGGGCUGAGCGUGUCCGAAGUGCGUGCAGCGAAGGCAAUCAAGAAGGGCGAGCAGCUCUUCAUCUCGUACAUUUAUCCCCGUGAACAAAGUCGUGAGAGGCGGCAAGCCCAGCUCGUCCGUCAGUUUGGAUUUGUCUGCCACUGUCCAAUGUGCGGUCGCGGCGAUUCGUUCUCGACGCCGCCACAAUCGCCGUCGUCAACGUCAACGCCGCUUCCACAAGGACCCGACAAGACGCUGGAAGAGAUUGAGACGGACUUAGGGGUGCUGGAAGACCUCUUCACGGAACAUGCUGCCAAUAAUGCACCCCAGGUCCUCCACGCAGCACUGGAGGCACUCUCCGAUUUGCUCGAACUCGUAGCCCACGACCACGUCGUCAUGAUGCGCGUGCACAAGCUCGUCGCAGACAGCUGCGACAGUCUGCUCAAGCUUCAGAAGAAUGUGCAGGAGCAUGCGAUCUUGUUCGUGCGCAGUUGCGUUGAGCUCCUCGAACUACAGCGCCUCUUCCUCGACCAUGACCAUAUCGACCUCGCCCGCACGCUCAACGACAUUAGCCAGGGUAUUCGAUUGCUGCUCAGCUACAACCCCCAGGUUCUCCUCGACGAGUUUCCAGAAUGGUCGACGUUCCGGCAAGCGUCGCUGGUCGAAUCCCAGUACACCAAAGAGUACAAGCGUAUCAAGGCUCUGUAUGAAUAACUGUACAAUGCAAUACUUGUUUCGGCGUGGUAAUGUACGGGUCCCUGGAAACUUUCCCAGUCAAGGCGAGUUCCACGGGAGUGCGCCACCUGAACGCGUCAGCAACUCGAUCGACGUAAGCCGGCAGCAAGCCAACAACGACACCGAAAGCAACCCUUUCAAGGGACUUGAACACGGCACGUCGAAUUCAUACG
Molecule: messenger RNA, 1568 nt
Organism: Aphanomyces invadans
Lineage: Eukaryota; Oomycota; Saprolegniomycetes; Saprolegniales; Verrucalvaceae
Exons: 1
Coding region: 16-1374 (452 amino acids)
Cellular component (GO): nucleus
Molecular function (GO): protein binding
Source: RefSeq, a predicted model, not a curated record